Ricinus communis (castor bean) is the source of this 1961-nucleotide messenger RNA. Its product is annotated as monofunctional riboflavin biosynthesis protein RIBA 3, chloroplastic. Gene Ontology annotation, molecular function: 3,4-dihydroxy-2-butanone-4-phosphate synthase activity; GTP cyclohydrolase II activity. Gene Ontology annotation, biological process: riboflavin biosynthetic process. The coding region runs from base 135 to 1703 and encodes 522 amino acids. NCBI's taxonomy places the organism in Eukaryota, Viridiplantae, Streptophyta, Magnoliopsida, Malpighiales, Euphorbiaceae. The record is from RefSeq and is a predicted model, not a curated record. Gene Ontology annotation, cellular component: cytosol. The transcript is spliced from 7 exons.
UGAGACAACAAACACAAUCCAAAACUAGAGCGGGCUUUUGUUCUUACAUGGCUUUAGGCUUGAAAUUUGCAAAUUAUGGAGAAACUAUGUGACAGAUAAUUCCUGAUAUCUGAAAAAAGCAAAUUUCCUUUCUAAUGGACUCUGCAUUGUGUCCUUACCUCUCAUGUCCACAUAUCUUCAUUAAUUCAAGCUUUCAUAAACAGCUUUUUUCAGCUCCCCACAGUACAGGAAUUGGUCCAUACAAACACAAAUUUUCGAGUCCAACAUGUUGGGCAACUGGGGUGACAGGAAUUGGAGCUGGAAAUUUGUCUGAUGAUAGUUCUUCAAAGGGAAGUGAAAAUGGUUCUCUUUUGGGUUCUUUUCAUGAAUCUACUUCAGCAACAUUUGGAACUCUUGAUGCUGAAAUUACUCCCGAAACUAUUGAUUUCUUUGUUAGUGAUGCUGAGGGUGAUCCUGAUUGCCCAACCCCAGGCUACUCUUCAAUUGAGCAGGCACUCAAUACUCUACGCCAAGGAAAGUUUGUGAUUGUUGUAGAUGAUGAAAAUGGGGAUAUUGAAGGAAACCUUGUGAUGGCAGCAUCACUUACAAGUCCCAAGCAAGUGGCAUUUAUGGUUAAACAUGGGUCAGGAAUUAUUUCUGUAAGCAUGACUGUGGAUGAUCUUAAUAGGUUGAAGCUUCCUCUAAUGUCACCCGAGAGCGAAGAUGAAGACUCUUCCGCCCCCACCUUUACUACCACAGUGGAUGCAAGAACUGGGACAUCUACUGGAGUAUCAGCAGCAGACAGAGCGAAGACUGUUGUUGCUCUUGCAUCUCCUGAGUCGAAGCCAGAAGACUUUAGAAGGCCAGGACAUGUGUUUCCACUCAAGUACCGAAAUGGUGGAGUUUUAAGGAGAGCUGGUCAUACUGAAGCUUCUAUUGAUUUGUUAAUUCUGGCUGGAUUACGGCCAGUUUCUGUUCUUUCAGCAAUUGUUGAUCCAGAUGAUGGAUCCAUGGCUUCUUUAUCUAGUUUAACAAAAUUGGCUUUAGAGUACAGCAUACCAGUUGUCUCAAUUACAGAUAUAAUAAGAUAUCGGAGAAAGAGGGAAAACUUAGUUGAAAGAACUGCUGUUUCUCGUUUGCCUACCAAAUGGGGUCUAUUUCAAGCUUACUGUUAUCGUUCAAAAUUAGAUGGCACAGAACAUAUAGCCAUAGUGAAGGGUGAUAUUGGAGAUGGAGAAGAUGUUCUAGUAAGAGUACACUCAGAAUGUUUAACUGGAGAUAUAUUUGGAUCAGGUCGUUGUGAUUGUGGGAACCAAUUAAAUUUGGCAAUGCAGUUAAUCGAGCAGGCUGGUAGAGGUGUUGUUAUUUACCUUCGAGGCCAUGAAGGAAGAGGGAUUGGCCUUGGUCAUAAACUUCGUGCCUACAAUCUACAAGAUCAAGGUCAUGACACUGUCCAGGCUAAUAUUGAACUUGGUUUAGCUGUUGAUGCUCGUGAAUAUGGGAUUGGUGCUCAGGUCAGUUUGAAAAUGCCUUACAAAUAUACUAAGGGACGUAAGGGUUCGGACCAUGCGACUAAUGACAAACAACCCAGCAAAAUUCACAGGUUUGAAGGGAUAUGGAUUGGCAGUAAUUGGAAGAGUUCCAGUUUUGACACCAAUUACAGAGGAGAACAAGAAGUACUUAGAAACAAAACGUACAAAGAUGGGUCAUAUUUAUGGUUCUGAUUUACAAGGACCAUUAACUGGAUUUAUCAACCCAGAUAUAAAUAACAGCACAGAUUCACCAGAAGAGGAGUGACAGAGGAAGAAAAACAACAUGUUAUAAAAAGUCUACAAUCCAUUGGAGAAAGGCAGUUUGCUGUUUUGUGUGAUAUACAGUUUUUUAAUGAUUUUUUUUUUUUUGUAUCAAUUUUAUUUCAGUUACAACAUACAAUUUAUAAACACAUGAUACAGACAAUAAAGUUCGCAAUGAAAUUAUUCUUA